Messenger RNA from Apis cerana (Asiatic honeybee), 1440 nucleotides. Its product is annotated as transmembrane protein 70 homolog, mitochondrial. NCBI's taxonomy places the organism in Eukaryota, Metazoa, Arthropoda, Insecta, Hymenoptera, Apidae. The record is from RefSeq and is a predicted model, not a curated record. Gene Ontology annotation, cellular component: mitochondrial membrane. Gene Ontology annotation, biological process: mitochondrial proton-transporting ATP synthase complex assembly.
AAUGCAGAUCACUGCUGCACUGAAUCUAUUUUUACAAUGCUUCAUUUCAUGAUGUGAAUAUACAGUUUAUUAUUAGAUUUCUUACACGUGUUUCUUCUUUCUAGUAAUUCGUAAUAUUAUUAAUUCAAAUUCAAUAUUAUUAAACCGACGAUAGUAAAAUAUAUUAAUUUAAAAAAAGCUAGUUCCUUGACGUGACGAAGUCUAAAAUACUUACCUGGAUAUUUGAAUAUCUAAAGAAAGAAAAAGAAUCUAUUAUUAAUUAUUAAUCAUGGUUUUAUUAUUACGAAAUUGGAUUUUAAGCCAAAAGAAAUUGUUUAUGCAAGAAGUUGUAUUAUUCAGAAUUUCUAUGUAUUAUAAAUGUAGUAAUAUCAAGAACAUAACAAGAGAAUAUAAUAGAUGUAUUCAAAAAUAUACACCAUUUUUGCAAAAUAUAACAAGGGAAUAUAAUAGAUGUAUUCAAAAAAAUACACCAUUUUUGCAAGUAAGACAUUUUUCUGAUGAAAACAAUAAAAAAGAUAAAGAAUUAAUAUAUAUAGGAACUAUGAAAAAUAAAGUCAUUAGUCUUAAAGUAUUGUCUUUACUGUCGACAACAUUAUCAAUAAUUUUUCAACCGUAUAUGUUUAUGAAACUCAUGGAAGAAGAUAGUCUAACAACUAUGAUAGCAAUUUUGACAUUGUUCAAUUUAAUUACUAUAGGAAAUCCUAUUUUCAUACAUUAUGUAACAAAAAGAUAUGCAAUUGAAAUGCAUUAUUAUCCUAAAGAAGACAAAUAUAGUGCUACAGUAUAUACAUUAUUUCUUAGGCGUAAAACGAUAAAAUUUACUCCAAAUGAUGUAACUGAAGGUAAAUAUCAUUUUGCAUUACCAAUAUCAACUUGCUAUGUAAAAAAUAAACCCUUAUUUUUUUUGGAAGACAAUUUUUUAGAUCAUAAACACUAUCUUAAUAUAAUGAAUUAUAAUAAACCCAUAGAUUUUCAAAUGGAAUCAUUAAAUGUAAAUGCAAUCAAUCAAUCUCCAAUUGUUAAUUCAAGCCCUCAAAUAGAAAACAAAAAUGAAAAUUUGAGAGAAAAAAAAUAAUUUAACUUGUAUAGUUUUGUGUAUAGUUUUAUUUAUUACAUGGCAUUUUAGUCUAUAGUUUUUAUACAUUAUUUAAAAGCAAUAUAUAAGUUGCUAGGUACAAAAUAUAUACAUCAUUACAAAGAGACUGUAUACUGAAAAAUAUAAUAUCAAAAUAUUAACACAUAAGAUUUUUUAAGUGUUGAAUUUGCAGAAUAUUACAAAUCCCUAGUCAAUAUUUAUAAUUUUCAUUUGUUCAUUCCUUUAAUGACAUAAUUUACGAAUAAAACAUGUUAAAUAAUAAACAUGAAAAAAAUAAUAUAUAUAAUCCUAAUGUAUGUAAAUUUAGAGAAAUACAUUAAAAAUAAUAUAAUAUUGCAAUUUAA